CCUAGAGAUGGAUGGAUGGAUGGAAUGGAACAAGAACAUGGCGCACCAAAAUUGAAGAGUUAAAACUCAUCGAACUCGCGGGCAGUGGCACGCACUCUCUCGCUUUGCUGUUUCGGAGCCCAGAGAAGUGAGAAGGAAGGACCUAGAUCUUAUCUCACCCUUUCUUUCUCCUUUUCCACUAAAACGGUCGUCUAGGACUAUCUUUCGCUUCCCCAUUUACCGCCUCUGUCUCUGUCUCUCUUUUCCCUCUCUCUUUUUCAUGGCCACGGACCAAUCUAGGGUUUGAAGAAACCAGCAAAAUAAGCACAGGAAGAUUUGGAAAUAAGAAGUGAUGAUGAAUGCAAGGAGAAUAAAGUGUAGAAAUCAGAGAUGGGUGCUUCAACUGUCCAAAUAUUCGAUAAGGCCAAACUACAUUGAUCAAGGUUCUUCUCAAUCUUUGGUUCAUAAAACAGUUUCGGGAAACCAUGGUUCGCAUGGUAGUUUUAUUAGAAGCCGUCUCAUAGAUUCAUUUUCGCUGCGGAGUGUUGUUCCUGGUUAUAGUUGCACUGGUUUGCUUGUGAGGUCUAAUACAUGUUUCAAGGGUAGUCAGUUACGUGCCUACAGUUCUGAAGGGGAUGGAAGAAAUGCAAGCGAGAAUAAUCGAGUACCAGUGAAAAGUGACACUGAUGUCGAUAAAGGAAAGACUUCACAAGAAAAGGCUAGGGAAGAUGCAAGGCAUUUCGAUGCACAUGCUCUACUUGGGGAACAAGAUCAAAAGGAAUGGCUUAACAGUCAAAAGCUUACCAAUGAGAGUAAAAAGAAAGAGUCACCGUUUUUGACUAGACGAGAGAAGUUCAAAAAUGAGUUUUCGAGGAGGAUUGUUCCGUGGGAGAAGAUAACUGUCUCAUGGGAUACAUUUCCUUACUACAUUCAUGAACCUACGAAAAACCUUUUGGUGGAAUGUGCUGCUGCCCAUUUGAAACAUAAAAAUUUCACUUCCACUUAUGGUUCUCGUUUGACAUCUUCAAGCGGGAGAAUACUGCUUCAGAGUGCUCCAGGCACUGAACUUUACCGUGAGAGAUUAGUUAGAGCGCUUGCACAAGAUCUCCAAGUUCCCCUACUGGUGCUUGACAGCAGUGUUCUUGCUCCCUAUGAUUUUGGUGAUGAUUGCCAAUCAGAGUCUGAAUCGGAUGAUGAUGUGGAGGAGAGUACUUCAGAUUCAGAGAUUGAGGAUGAUGUGAAUCAUGAAGAAGAUUGGACUAGUAGUAACGAGGCAAAAUCAGAUUGUAGUGAUAAAGAUGAAGAUGAUGCGCAUCCAAGAGCUGAAGCAGCACUCAAGAAGCUUGUUCCUAUUGAAGACUUUGCAAAGAUGGUAUCUGGAGAAUCUGAGAGUUCAUCUGAAUCCUCAAAAUCAGAAGCUGCUGAGACUUCUGAUAAAUCCAAACGACCACUAAAGAAAGGUGAUCGAGUGAAGUACAUCGGGCCUUCUUUACAUGUUGAAGCUGAUAACAGGGUCCUAUUGGGGAAGAUAUCAACAUCUGAUGGUCCAAGGAAUGCUUAUACCAUUUUCCGUGGCAGGCCUUUACCAAAGGGUCAACGUGGGGAGGUAUAUGAGGUGAGUGGAGAUCGAGUUGCUGUUCUUUUGGAUGUUAAAGAGAAGACAGGAAGUGAAGUGGAUAAAGAGGAGAAAGAAGGAGAGCAGCCUGCAAAUCCACCAGUUUAUUGGAUACUUGCUAAGGACAUUGAGCAUGUUCCUGACACUCAGACUGAGGAUUGUUAUAUUGCAAUGGAGGCCUUAAGUGAGGUAUUGCAUGCCAAGCAACCUCUUAUUGUCUAUUUUCCGGACUCUUCUCAAUGGCUGUCUAGAGCAGUUCCCAAGUCGGAUCGUAAGGAUUUUGUCUCUAAGGUGCAAGAAAUUUUUGACGGGUUAUCAGGUCCUGUUGUUUUGAUUUGUGGGCAGAACAAAAUUGAAUCCGGGUCAAAGGAGAAAGAGAAAUUUACGAUGAUACUUCCAAAUUUUGGGCGCCUUGCAAAGCUGCCUCUCUCUCUUAAGCGUCUUACUGAGGGACUUAAAGCGACAAAGAGAUCGGAUGACAAUGAAAUAUAUAAGCUAUUCACAAAUGUUUUCUGCUUAUAUCCCCCAAAGGAGGAAGAGGAACUUCAAACAUUCAAUAAACAGAUUGAAGAAGAUGGGAGAAUUGUUAUAUCGAGGAGCAAUUUAAAUGAAUUACACGAGGUUCUUGAGGAAAAUGAGCUAUCGUGCACGGACUUGUUGCUAGUAGAUACUGAUGGUGUCAUCUUGACAAAGCGAAAAGCUGAGAAAGUAGUCGGAUGGGCAAAAAACCAUUAUUUGUCAUCUUGCCUUCUUCCUUCCAUUAAAGGCGAAAGAUUGCAUCUGCCUCGCGAAAGCCUUGAAAUAGCAAUUUCACGUGUGAAGGAGCAAGAAACUUUAUCUCGGAAGCCCUCUCAAAAUUUGAAGAACCUUGCGAAGGAUGAAUAUGAGAGCAACUUUGUUUCAGCAGUAGUACCUCCCGGUGAAAUUGGUGUUAGGUUUGAUGAUAUAGGUGCUCUGGAGGAUGUGAAAAGAGCACUGAAUGAACUUGUCAUUCUUCCAAUGAGGAGACCGGAGCUUUUCUCUCAUGGAAACUUGUUGCGGCCCUGCAAAGGAAUAUUGCUUUUUGGGCCUCCUGGAACCGGGAAGACCCUUCUUGCCAAGGCACUUGCAACAGAAGCUGGGGCGAACUUUAUCAGUAUAACUGGUUCUACUCUAACAUCAAAGUGGUUUGGAGAUGCUGAAAAGCUGACCAAGGCUCUCUUCUCCUUUGCCAGCAAGCUUGCUCCUGUCAUAAUAUUUGUUGAUGAGGUUGAUAGUUUGCUUGGUGCUCGUGGUGGUUCUUUUGAACAUGAGGCAACUAGAAGAAUGAGAAAUGAAUUCAUGGCAGCUUGGGAUGGAUUGAGGUCUAAAGACAGUCAAAGAAUUCUUAUUCUUGGGGCUACAAAUCGGCCAUUUGACCUUGAUGAUGCUGUCAUUCGUCGCUUACCAAGAAGGAUAUAUGUUGACUUACCUGAUGCUGAAAAUCGUAUGAAGAUUUUGAGAAUAUUUCUAGCUCAAGAGAAUCUAGAACCUGGUUUCCAGUUCGGGAAACUUUCACAUGCAACUGAGGGAUACUCUGGCAGCGAUUUGAAGAACCUUUGCAUUGCUGCUGCGUAUAGACCUGUCCAGGAACUUUUAGAAGAUGAAAAAAAGGAAAGCAGAAGUGAUGUAUCCCCAGUGUUAAGGCCGCUUAAUUUAGAUGAUUUUAUUCAAUCAAAAGCGAAGGUUGGGCCAUCAAUUUCCUAUGAUGCUUCAAGCAUGAAUGAACUUAGGAAAUGGAAUGAACAAUACGGAGAAGGCGGAAGCAGAAGAAAAUCACCAUUUGGUUUUUGAAACUGAUCUUACAAAAGUUAUUUUUCCUUAUAUAUUCUUAGAGAGAGAAAGGCCUACCUUGCAGGCUUCUCUCUUUAUCCAUUCGUGGAGGAAGAAGAAAAAAAGCCCCCAACUGCGGAAGCUUUUCGUUCUUUAUGCAUUCUUGGAGGAAAACGAAAGAUGAUAAAAUCCCAACUUUGGAGGCUUAGUUAACAUCAGGAAGAAAGCCCUCUUUUUUCAUCCUUUUUGAGCGGAUGAGAGAGAAGGCCUCGACAAAUAUUGUACUAUCUUGUAGUUUCAUAGAAAUUUUUUAUUUUUUCUCAAUUUUCCUUUCCCUGUAAAAUAACACCAUUACCAGAACUAUUGUUUUAGUAACACUUUUAGUUAUGUCAACGAAUAUAGUAUUGCCUUGACCA
Prunus avium (sweet cherry) is the source of this 3801-nucleotide messenger RNA. RefSeq lists its product as uncharacterized. Gene Ontology annotation, molecular function: ATP hydrolysis activity; ATP binding. Gene Ontology annotation, cellular component: mitochondrial outer membrane. Lineage: Eukaryota; Viridiplantae; Streptophyta; Magnoliopsida; Rosales; Rosaceae. The record is from RefSeq and is a predicted model, not a curated record.